Messenger RNA from Penicillium waksmanii, 948 nucleotides. RefSeq names its product NmrA/HSCARG family protein. The coding region runs from base 1 to 948 and encodes 315 amino acids. The transcript has 5 exons. Lineage: Eukaryota; Fungi; Ascomycota; Eurotiomycetes; Eurotiales; Aspergillaceae. The record is from RefSeq and is a predicted model, not a curated record.
AUGUCUAAGCCUAUCAUCGUCGUUUUCGGGGCAACUGGAAAGCAAGGUGGCUCUGUCGUCAGCAGUCUCUUGGCGGAUAACGCAACUAGCAAAUUCCACGUUAGAGCUAUUACGCGCGACGUCACAAAGACUAGUGCUAAAGCCCUGGCUUUGAAGGGCGCGGAAGUUGUUGCGGCGGAUUUGAGUGAUAAUGAAUCCGUCAAAAAGGCAUUGAAGGGUGCGUAUGGAGUAUAUGCUGUUACCAAUUAUUGGGACCACCACAGCGCCGAUCUUGAAUUCGCUCAAGGUAAAGGCAUCGCCGAUGCUUGCAAGGAAGAGGGUAUCCAACACUUGGUAUGGAGCAGCCUACUAAAUGUGACGAAACUAUCCGGCGGUGUUCUCUCCCAAGUACAUCACUUCGACAGCAAAGCAAAGGUCGAAGAAUACAUCCGCAGCGAAGGUAUUCCUGCCACAUUCAUGCUUCCAGGCUUCUACAUGUCAAAUAUCGCCGGCGGUAAUUUGCGGAAAACGCCAGAAGGUAUAUGGAAACUUGCUCUUCCGAUUCCUGGCGAUAGUCCGAUACCUCUAUUUGCGUCUGAGUAUGAUACAGGAAAGUUCGUUAAGAGCAUACUUCUCAAGAGAUAUGAGACCCUGGGCAAGCGGAUCUAUGCUGCUACGAAGUAUUAUACGCCGGUCGAGAUUCUGGCCUCUUUUAAAAAUGAGUAUCCGAACGCUGGCAAGGAUGCUGUUUUUGCAGAGCUGCCACAUCCAGUAUUCAAGAGCAUUCUCGCCGGUGCGGGGAUGCCUGAGAUUGCUCAGGAGGAAUUGCUGGAAAAUAUGCGGCUGAUGCCAGAGUUUGGAUACUACGGCGGGGAGGCACUUGAUUCAAGUGUUGAGAUUGUUGAUGAGCCCCUCACUACAUGGAGUGCCUAUAUGCGUAAGGCACAAGUUUUUGCUGAUCUGGAUUAA